Molecule: messenger RNA, 2995 nt
Organism: Prionailurus viverrinus (fishing cat)
Lineage: Eukaryota; Metazoa; Chordata; Mammalia; Carnivora; Felidae
Gene: ATP6V1E2
Product: ATPase H+ transporting V1 subunit E2
Exons: 2
Coding region: 1986-2861 (291 amino acids)
Biological process (GO): proton transmembrane transport
Cellular component (GO): proton-transporting two-sector ATPase complex, catalytic domain
Molecular function (GO): proton-transporting ATPase activity, rotational mechanism
Source: RefSeq, a predicted model, not a curated record
CUAAAGGAGUCACAGCAUCUUGAACCUCUGAAGCAACCCUCCAACAGCCAGAAAAAGGAGACCCUGUGGGGUCUGGAUGCGGCAAAUGUACCCCUGCGUCCUCUGGAGGCAGCAUUCUCUGAGGUCGCCUUGCAGUCCCGAGUGUCCUUCGAAGUGGUGGAUUGUGAUCCCUGAGGAUACCCUUGCUCUAAGACUUGGCCUGUGAUCCAGGGGGCAACCUCUGACCCCUGCCUGGGCAGAGCUUGGAAAUACUGUCUGUCCGGGUCCUGUUCACUGACCUACAGUGCUGCUUUGACCAUUAGGCACUGGAGGAGAGGGCAGGGGAGAGUGCCAGGGAACCACAACCUCCCAUCCCCUGCUGAAUGUGAGAAAUGGCUUUCUUUCAUUGAUUCACAAGAUUGGAAAAUGCUAUGUUGAAAAGCUGUGCAGAGGUCAACUGGACCAUCUCCCUUAGCUCUCUUGAGGUUGUAGAUGAGCAAACAGACCUAGAGAGGCAAAGUGGUUAUCCCAAAGUCUUCCAGCUAAUUCCAGCAUUCAAAGACCUGGAGCGUACUUUGGAGAAUGUCCCCAUGCCUCACUUCCCAGGACUCAACUCUCAAACCCCAAAUCUGAUUUCCACUGUCCCAGAAAGACUUCCUGGAUUAUUGGAAGGUCUUUGUGGAGUCACACUGAACAUCUCACCAGACCCCUCCACAUUUGGGUCUAAGUGUGGGUGUUGGCAUUGCCCCACUACUUUAGAUUAUGCAGUGAAUCUGGAAGAUAGUUUUUGUAUUCUGAAUGACAGGUUAAGGAAGGCAGGACAGGGCCUUGAAAUCAGGUCUUGGUUCAAGGCCAGUGUCUGCCACUUCCUGUGAGAGGGGAAGAAAGGAGGAUUUGCCCCCUUUGCCUACAGGACCAUUUCUUCAGGCAGCAUUUGUAGAAACUAAUGUUCUAAAAGGAGGGUCUAUCAGAAGAGGUUAAGAAGCUACCAGAGUACCUCCAGCAGGGAGAGUGCAUUUGGUCGCAGCUCUGAUACUUGUUAGUGGUGUUACCAUGAACAUGUGACUUCUCUUCUCCCAGCCUCAGCUUUCUCAUCUAUAAAUGUGAACUCAUCUGUGGAAUCAGGUCUCACCCUUGAGAACUUGGAGGCUUUCAGAAUGUGUCUGGAGAGAUCCUGGUAAAAAGUUUGGGACAAGGAGAGAAGCAGUUGCUGGAGACAACGGGAAGGCCUUUAUGAUGGAUGACAAGGUCUGUCCUGGGACUGGAGGAUAAAGGCUUCCCUGAGGCUUCCCCCAUUCAGGACUCCAGCCUCUCGGUUCUUAUAAUACUUCUCAGAGGGGGCAGAUAUUCACUAAGGAUCCAAGAAACUGGAGGAUCAGCUCCGGAACCUUGAAGGAUAGCAGGAACCCAGGUUCUGGAUGCUCUGGGAGAAGCUCUGGGAAUGUCAGAGCACCCCAAGUAGGGAGCUGAUGUUGGAUGAAUCAUGCAGUGGUGACUUCAUUGGCAAUGGUGACCUCAUCCCUUUGGCCCAUAGAAGAACCCAGACUGACUGCCAGGAAUACUUAGAGUUCUGGUCUGAUUCCACCAGUGCGUAUGUGGACGGGUGGGGGCAUUAUCCUGGAUCCCCAGGUCAGCAUGUGGAUGAACUGAUGGGUUAGCCGGCAGGACCAAAUAGAUGUCAACAGAAAGCUUACUUUCCAACAAGCAAAGAAGAUAAUACAGUGGUAAAAACAACAACAACAACGACAACAACGACAACAACAACAACAACAACAAAAGCCAGCUUUCACAUUUCGGGGAUUGCAGGGACAGGAAGCAACUUUGUUUCUAAGCAUCCGCAGACUCUGCUGUCUAUUCUCCCUUUGAAACUGCUAAUGUCGAAACACACAGGUCUGUGUGUGAACAGUGAAAUCUCUACUUAGCCUUCUCCUCCUUUCCCUCUACUUCCUCCUCUGCAUUGAUUCAUCCUGUAUUUCAUUUAACAAGCAUUUACUGAGGUCUACUAGAUGCCAGGCUUUAUUCCUGGACGCGGGACGAAGAGCUGGAAAGCCACAAUCUCUGGAGAGAGAGGAGGAAAACAAACAGAUGAGCAAACAGCUAAGGAAGUGAAACUCCCAAGGUCAUUCCUGAAACGCAGUCCUAAAUCAAAGGAACCAGAGGGACUGCCGGUUCUCCCUCUGCCUCCCUUUCCAGGAACAACCAUGGCUUUGAGUGAUGUCGAUGUGCAGAAGCAGAUUAAGCACAUGAUGGCUUUCAUUGAGCAGGAAGCCAAUGAGAAGGCCGAAGAAAUAGAUGCCAAGUCUGAGGAAGAGUUCAACAUUGAGAAAGGACGUCUUGUGCAAACCCAACGACUGAAGAUUAUGGAGUAUUACGAGAAGAAGGAGAAGCAGAUAGAGCAGCAGAAGAAGAUCCAGAUGUCUACCAUGAGGAAUCAGGCAAGGCUGAAAGUCCUGAGAGCCCGAGAUGACCUCAUCUCAGAGUUGCUGAAUGACGCAAAGCUGAGACUUAGUGGGAUUGUGGCAGAUCCAGCAAUCUACCAGGGGCUGCUGGAUAAGCUAGUGCUUCAGGGUCUGCUCCGACUGCUGGAGCCCGUGGCGAUUGUACGCUGCAGGCCACAGGACCUCCUUCUGGUGGAGGCUGCAGUGCAAAAAGCCAUCCCUGAAUACAUGAUGGUCUCCCAAAAAUGUGUGGAAGUCCAAGUGGAUCAAGAGGUGCACCUGGCUACCAACACAGCUGGAGGAGUGGAGGUCUACAGCGGCAAUCAGAGAAUAAAGGUUUCGAAUACCCUAGAAAGCCGACUGGAUCUCUUAGCCCAGCAAAAGAUGCCUGAUAUACGAAAGGCUUUGUUUGGAGCCAAUGCCAACAGAAAGUUUUUUAUAUAAGCCUCUGAGAAGGGAAACUCAUGUUGAAUUGUCCAGCCAUAAAAGCCUAAGUUAUUAGGGCAAAGGAAACUAGUAAUGUUUCCUCCUCUUUGCUGCUUUGAUAGGAUUCUAUCUACUUUCACGAAAUAGCCUUU